Molossus molossus (Pallas's mastiff bat) is the source of this 1049-nucleotide messenger RNA. RefSeq names its product chromosome unknown C3orf62 homolog (gene CUNH3orf62). The coding region runs from base 26 to 880 and encodes 284 amino acids. The transcript has 3 exons. Lineage: Eukaryota; Metazoa; Chordata; Mammalia; Chiroptera; Molossidae. The record is from RefSeq and is a predicted model, not a curated record.
UGUAGCGUGGAGCAAACUCAAGGAAAUGGUGGCAGAUAUCCCAUUUGGGGUGGUUUGCAGCCUCGCUGAAACCUCCUCCUCUUGCUCCACAUUCCCGACGUGUUACAUAAUAAAGACGUGGUCGCUUCUAGGGGAAAUGUCAGAAAAACUGAGAAGAUGCAGAAAGGAGCUGACUGCAGCCAUUGACCGGGCCUUUGAAGGAGUCAGACAUUCCCAGCAGUGCGCAGGCCGGCAGAGGCCGGAGCCGGACGCCGCGCCGCGCUCGGUGCCCAUCCCGGUGCGCGGGCUGCUCUGCCGCAGGCCAGCCGCCGCCGCCGCCGCCCCCUUCGCGCUGGAGAGGGAGGGCCCUGCCUCUGCCCCAAACCCUGCCCCAGGGACUGCAAAGCCACAUGCUUUGUGCCCCCAAAGAAAGCCUCUGUCCAGCAAGGAAAACGUACUGGUACAUUCCUCGGUUUUGGCAUCGGAAAGACAGUUCUGGAGAUCGGCAGGAGAUGGGGAGAGUUGGAGAAAAGACGGUCUAAGGAAAGAUAUGGAGAAAGAUUUGAAAGUUGACUCAAACAUGCCACUCAGCAAUUCUAGCCAAGAGGUCACAAAGGAUCUGCUGGAUAUCAUCGACAGUACAAGCAUCCGAACUAUUGAAGAAUUGGCUGGAAAACUCGAAUUUGAAAACGAGCUGAACCGUGUGUGUGAUCCCUGCGAAGAUUCCCCCUUCACAGAGGAGGCCUGGGCUCUGCUCAUGGACGAGAGCCCCCAGAAGGCCAUGGAGGCGGACCCUGGCAGCCUCAGGCAGGCUUUCGACGAUCACAGUGUCGUGGAGACAGUUCUAGACUUGGAAGAGGACUACAAUUUGAUGGCCUCUUUUAAAUACCACAUUGAGUAAGGACAGCUGACUUCGGCUUGGACUUGUACAGCAGGAGGUUGACGUUCGGUGUCUGCAGACGCAGCCACAGUCCAGUCCUGUUAUUAAAGGGCUGGGGAAUCUGACUUACCGCGCCCUUCCCAUCUUGCAACUGUGUCCCAUCAAAAAGCUGGGAGCCCAGGUUUUUAGU